AUGGUGUUUGAAUAUUACGAAGGAGGAGUACCACGACUUCCUCGCAUAGAAAAUGAGCAAUAUAAGUUACAAAUUAUUCGUAAAUUAGCAUGUCAACUCUUGAUCACAUUGAUGCACACGCGAAAAUGGGGAAUCCUGCAUGCAGACCUCAAAUUGGAGAAUAUAGUCUGUACCACAGGUAUGUCGACUUAUUUUGUCAAUGACGAUGACGAACUAUCGUUUAAUCUGCUAAGCAAUGGUGUGUUGCGUCCAGCUACCUCCCUCGAUCUUCGAGUCAUUGACUUUGGUAAUGCAAUGAAACUGGAGGAUGUUGUAAAGUAUUUUGAAACAUUUCAAGUUCAAACACUUGCGUACAGAGCGCCCGAGGUGAGAAUGCCUUUACGUUUUUACCUCAUGAGAAAUUGA
Acaulospora colombiana is the source of this 405-nucleotide messenger RNA. NCBI's taxonomy places the organism in Eukaryota, Fungi, Glomeromycota, Glomeromycetes, Diversisporales, Acaulosporaceae. The record is from the annotation of a GenBank genome assembly.